Paracoccidioides brasiliensis Pb18 is the source of this 540-nucleotide messenger RNA. Its product is annotated as ubiquitin-like protein ATG12. The record is from RefSeq and is a predicted model, not a curated record. Bases 1 to 540 code for a protein of 179 amino acids. The transcript is spliced from 3 exons. Gene Ontology annotation, biological process: autophagosome assembly; nucleophagy; C-terminal protein lipidation. Gene Ontology annotation, cellular component: Atg12-Atg5-Atg16 complex; cytoplasm; phagophore assembly site membrane.
AUGGCUUCAUCCCCAUCCCCUUCUCCUCCACCAGACCGGUCCAAAUCAACGUCUCUGCGAAUCUCAAACCGCGGCCUUGAACUGACCAGCAGACAAGUCAGCCAGUCUUCGCGUAAUAACAAUGAUAACGGUGGCAAAGGGACACCAACGACACCCAUCCCUGAUGAAGAUCAUGGAGCUGAUCUUCCUUUGACAAUGUCGGCAUCGGUUGUGCUCACCAGCUUGCCAAAGGACGCGCAUCAAGCACUGGCUGUCGUCGAGCCCAUUGAUUCCGGCAAAGUAACUGUCCGUUUUCAACCACUACCUUCCGCACCCAUCCUGAGAAACCGCGUUUUCAAAAUCAGCGCCUCUCAAAAAUUUGAGACAGUGGUCAAGUUCUUACGAAAGAAGCUUGAUUGUAAGGACACUGAUUCCGUCUUUUGCUAUGUGAAUAGUGUCUUCGCUCCUGGGCUGGACGAAGGAGUUGGGGGCCUUUGGAGGUGUUUUAAAACGGAUGAUCAACUUAUUGUGGCAUACUCAAUGACACCGGCUUUUGGAUGA